Molecule: messenger RNA, 1143 nt
Organism: Nematostella vectensis (starlet sea anemone)
Lineage: Eukaryota; Metazoa; Cnidaria; Anthozoa; Actiniaria; Edwardsiidae
Exons: 1
Coding region: 1-1143 (380 amino acids)
Biological process (GO): DNA integration
Molecular function (GO): nucleic acid binding
Source: RefSeq, a predicted model, not a curated record
AUGAAGAAGAAGAAGACGACGAUGACUCAGAAGACGAUCGAUCGUCUUCUACGCCCAAUUUAUUACGAUCUGAAUCAUCCGGCAGUCUUGGGGGGAGUGGACAAAUUAGUCCGAGUGGUACGUUCCAAAGGAGUACGUCGUGCCCAAGUGAAUUCGUGGCUUCGGAGCCAGCCCACAUACACGCUCCAUAAACCGUACCGUCGUCGCUACCCACGCCAACGGGUGGUGGUGAAUGGUAUGGACGAACAAUGGCAAGCGGAUCUGUGUGACAUGCAGGCGUUACGCUCGUACAAUGACGGGUACAACUACUUUCUCACCGUGAUUGACGUGUUGAGCAAGUACGCGUGGGUGGCCCCUUUCAAGGACAAGACGGUCAAACGGCUCGUCGAGGCGUUUGAGUCGAUUUUCGAGGGUGGACGCCAGCCAGAAAAACUUCAAACGGAUGAUGGCACCGAGUUCAAGAAUCGAAUCUUCCAGGCGUUUCUCAAAUCCAAAGGGAUCCAACACUUUUCCACGCGAAGUGAAUUGAAAGCUUCUGUGGUCGAACGAUUCAAUCGCACUCUCAAGACCUGGAUGUGGCGAUGGUUUACCCACAAGGAGACACGCCGUUACGUGGACAUGUUACCGCAAUUGGUGCACAAUUACAAUCACUCGUACCAUCGUAGCAUCCGACGUGCUCCUGCGGACGUGGUCACGUACGACGAUGCUCAGGAGGUGUGGGCUAUCUUGUACGGGAAGAAAAGACCGGGAGACCCAAAGAAGAAGAAGAAGAAGAGAGCCCCACCCAAAUUUAACGUGGGGGAUAGGGUGCGGAUCAGUAAAGUCAAACACGUCUUUGCCAAAGGGUACUUUCCCAAUUUGACCGAAGAAGUGUUUACGGUUGGACAGCGGUACUACAACACGAAUCAAAAGAACUACGCGUACCGACUUUGCGAGUACGAUGGAACGUGGUUAGAGGGCCGGUUUUGCGAACCCGAACUGCAACACGUCAGUCUCGACGAGCAACGGGAUCUGUUCCGCAUCGAACGGGUGAUUAGGACACGGGGAAAGGGACGGAACGAAGAGUAUUUCGUGCAAUGGCGUGGAUGGCCUGACAAGUACAACAGUUGGGUGUCUGCCCAACAAGUGCAUAAAAUCUUAUGA